GUUCAAUCACGCGACCAAUGUUUGGAUUUUGGGAUGACUUGAGAAAUGAAAAUGAUCACAGUUCUGCUCACUAUUGCCCUUGUUGGGUUUGUAAAUUGUGAAGAUAUUAAGCAUGUCCACCUAGUAUUCAUGAAUCACUUAGAUGUAGGAUAUGAUGGCUUGCUUCCAGAGGAACUUGGAUUUAUUAACAAUGUUUUAAACAAGUACUUUAUGGAGUACUUCCCUCGCUCCAUCAACACCUCAGCCACACUGAGAGAACUGGGUUUCUAUGAGAAACAAAUCUAUACAACCCACCCAUGGCUUGUCAGGCUGUACUUACACUGUCCCCCAAAUCUUGUUCUCUCAGGGAUUAAACUACAGUGCCCUAAUGAGACAGAGAAGGCAGAGUUUAUAGCAGCAGCCAGACGAGGAGACAUCACAUGGCACGCUGGUCCCAUGAAUAUGUAUAUGGAGACUAUGGACCCACUGAUGGUGAGAUUUGGUGUACAGCUUAGCAUAGACUUAGACAAGGAGCUGGGAAUCAAGAGAAAACACCGAACACUCAGUCAGAGAGAUGUACCAGCUAUGACCCAAGCAGUAUUGCCAAUCUUGACAGAUUUAGGUGUAGAAGCCAUAAGUGUUGGGGUGAAUACUGUAACAGCCCCUCCCGCAGUUCCUCCCAUCUUUAACUGGCAGUUUAAAAACAGCUCUGUAAUUGGAAUCUGGCACCCAGGGGGUUACCCAGACAACCCAGGCCCUGUGCCGUCAAAGCCUUAUGGUCUUUCUAGAAGGGACUGUGCCACAUUCCCAGGGUUUGAUCAUGCUCUCUGCUUUGCAUUCAGAACAGAUAAUUCUGGACCACCAAUGGAUUACAAAGAGGUACUUGACUAUUAUGAAAUUGUCAGAUCCCAGUUCCCAGGAGCUGAUGUCCAGUCUUCAUCUCUGGAGAACUUUGUACAAGCAGUACAGCCAUAUAAGUCCAAGCUGCCUGUCAUCACUAAAGAGUUUGGGGAUACAUGGAUCCAGGGGUCAGCUUCAGAUCCUCGUAAAGUUGCCGAGAUGAGGGCAGUAUUUAGAGCCAGAAGCACAUGUCUACAAACUGAAUCAGUUUGCUCAUUGUCAGAUCCCAGAUUUUACAAUGCCAGUGUUUUCUUCUUAAAACAUGGAGAACACACAUGGGGAUUAAGUAGUGUGUUUGACAGUCAUCAUUGGACUAAUGAGGAAUUCUACCCAAUCAUGAAUAAUCUAUCCUUCGGAUUUAUGAAUGGCACCUUGUCUUGGCAAGAGCAGAGAAAUUUUACAAACCUUGGACUGGAUGCUCUUGGAAAUCACACAUUGUCCUCAAAGAUUGUCCAGCAACUAAAUCAGAUCCAGGCCAAGAGACCAGAUAUGUCAGAAUACGUCAACAUUGGCGCGUCCUUGGAGGUACAGAAAUGUUCUAAUGGAUUUGAAUUUGGAUUUGAUAGUCAGGGUUCUCUCAUACAUAUGAAAGAUCCUGCCAGUCAGGCUGUAUGGGCAGAUAGCACCCACCCAUUAGGAAAGUUUGUGUACCAGACUUUGAAUCAGUCGGACUUUGAUUACUUCAAUGAAAACUAUCCCUACUCUCCUCGAUUUCAAUUAGGAAUUGGAAAACCAAACAUAUCAGAAUCUAAUGCCACUAGUGGAUACUGGAGUGUAACCAUGGAAGAUUUGUUUAAGAGUAAAGAGGGUUGCAGUUUUAUUGUACAUCUUCAAAUGACUGAUGUUAUGAGUAUGUCUAAGUAUGGUGCUCCGACUGUGAUCUAUAUUAAGUAUACAGGGGUUGCUGCAUCCAAACAAUUAUCAAGUAUUGAUGUUGAGGUCCAGUGGUUCCAGAAGCCUCCGACACGGAUGCCUGAGUCCAUUUAUUUUAUGUUCCGACCAAUCAGUUAUCCAAAACUGUCCUGGAAAAUUCAUAAAGUAGGACAGUUUAUUGAUCCACUGAACGUCAUUCUGAAUGGAAGCCAAAUUCUACAUGCUGUAGACAAGGGUGUAUAUUAUACAGACAGCAGGAACUCUGGCUUCUCCAUCGAGUCACCAGAUGUCGCUGUUGUCAAUGUACUGACACCUGGUAGCAAGCCAAGUGUCAUACCUGUACCAUUAAAACCAAUCAAAGCUGUAGAUGGAGUGGCUUUCAACUUGUUCAAUAAUGUCUGGGAUGUGAACUUCAUCUUCUGGUAUCCAUUUGAAAAACGAGAUAAGGACCAAAAGUUCCGUUUUAAACUCAAUAUAUCCCCGUCUUAAUUUCUGUUGCCACGGUAUUCUGGAAUCUGUGAUAUUUAUGUUUUACAUUCCCAUUGAUUAUAUAUAACUACAGUAUAGAAAUAAUAUCAGUGUUAAAGCAAGUUGCCUCAAUUAAAUUUUAAUGAUUCUAUAUUUGUAUAAUAUAUAUUAAUGUGAUUUUCAUCUUGUUGAUUAAUUUUCAGAUUUCUUUGAUUAGUGCAUUAAUAGCAACAACAAAAAGAAAACUGAAAAGAUAGAUAGUUAGCAUGUACAUGUAUAUCGUUUGCAUUAAGACUGUGUUCAUUUGACUCAUGAAUUAGUUAUUUUCACUAUUGUGGUUAGUUACCGGACCUUAGGAGUAUGUUGAUUGUUCAUUGAUGGCUGAUCUCUUUAUUAAACAACAAGUGAUUUGUAUAUCUUUCUUAUGUUUGAAUUCUGUUCAUAAGUUUUUCAUAUAUUUCAUAUACAAAUAUGUGUUAUUCAUGCAUAUAGUGUUGAUUUAAAUCAUUGAUUGAUUAUCCUUCAUACCUUUGUAAUGAUUUUGUGUUUAUACACUAGCUCCUUUACAUAUUGAAAUUGUCUCUUUGACAAAACCAUCAUGUACUUACUAGGAAAUAGGAUAGAUAUAAAGGUACUUUUUUUUCAUCAAAUAUCACCAGUUACUUUUAACUUUUAACUGUUGUAACUCAAUACUUGUAAUAUUCACAUGGAAAUUGGAGUGUGUUAAUUUUGUUCGUGUUUUUAUUGUGCAAAUAUCCGACACAUAGUAAGCAUGUGUUCAGAGCUGAAAUCCUAUUCCUACAAAAUUAAUAAAAAUUUUAAGUUAUAAAUACAUAUUUUCAUAAUAAAUGAAUCUGUGAAUCCAC
Saccostrea echinata is the source of this 3086-nucleotide messenger RNA. RefSeq lists its product as uncharacterized. The coding region runs from base 46 to 2241 and encodes 731 amino acids. NCBI's taxonomy places the organism in Eukaryota, Metazoa, Mollusca, Bivalvia, Ostreida, Ostreidae. The transcript is spliced from 14 exons. The record is from RefSeq and is a predicted model, not a curated record.